AUGAAUCCAGUCAUACUCUGGACAACGUUGUUUUCUUUAGUCCUGGCUGGAAAUUCUCCUCGACUAAAAUUUUCCAUGCAAGAGCCAGCAGGGUUUCAUAUUUCAAAACCAGAGAACUACAUGACUGUGUACCACCAACAGGGGAGUGAUGUUCUGUAUGUGGGUGGUCAAGCAGUCAUCUAUAUUCUCACAUUCACCCACAAAGGAGUGCAGGACACACAGAUACCUGUACUUGCUGAUGAAAGUGCCAAAGCAACCUGUCCCUCCAGAUCAGUACAACAGCUUAACUGUGAUAAUUUCAUCACUGUCAUUGAGAAGGUCAAUGACACCUUUGUGGUCUGUGGGACGAAUGCAGGCACACCUAAAUGCUGGCUACUGGUGAAUAAGACUGUCCUCUCUGACAUGCCACAGAGGACAUCACCAUCAGAUAUAUCACCUCCUGUCCCUUCUCAACGCUCUGUCAGUCUUUCAGCAGAUGGGAGUUUGUAUUCUGCUUUGUCAGCUGCUCCAAAUCAGCCUGGCUUUAUUCGUCGCACCUACAGCUCCAGCAAGCUGCUGAAGACCGAGAGCAAAUGGCUAUUGAACCCUCAGUUUGCUGGAGCAGCAGUCAUUCCAGCCACGCAAAAACACAAUGAAGAAAUUUACAUUUUCUUCAGUGAGAUUAACAGGACAGCCAGCUCAGACGAAGAGCCAUACAGGGCCCGGAUUGGAAGGUUUUGCAUGAACGAUGAGGGAGGCAUAAAGACUGUCCUGCCUGACUCCUGGACUACGUUUCUGAAAGCUCGGGUGAUGUGUGGGACAGCCAACACACCUAAGCAGUACAACAACAUCAAACAAGCAUUUGUGCUGGCAUCCUUGCAUCGCACCGGGGUCAUGUAUGGACUUUUCUCCAAUGCCUGGGACACAACUGUAGUCUGUGCAUACUCAAUUGAAGACAUUGAUCAGGUGUUUGCUAAGUCUAAGCUUAAAGGCUACAACAGUCCACCCACCGGAGCUCGACAUGGAAUGUGUCAACCUAAUCCAGCAGCUGUGAACCCAAAGACCCUGGGAAUAAUGAGGGAUCAUCCUGAGAUUGAGGACGUGAUACGGCCGGUAGGGGACUCUUCUCUGGACCUGCCCACUGGUGACCACUUCACACAUGUAGUUGCAGACUUUGUGCUAGCUGUCAAUGAUGAACAUUACAGUGUGAUCUACCUGGGUACAGAGCAGGGGAAAGUCCUUAAAGUGCUCCAUACCAUUGAAGAAGCCUUCAUCAUAUCCCAGUAUUCUCUGUUUCACAAUGAUGGCCCUGUCAUUAACAUGGCUAUUGACUCACAGAAGGGUCACCUUUACGUAGGCACAGCAAUGGAGAUCCAGCGCCUACCACUGGCUGACUGCAGCCGAUAUGGGGACAGUUGCCAGGACUGCAUCCUCUCCAGAGACCCUUACUGUGGGUGGGACUUAACCAGAAAGAGGUGCCUGGCGAUUCCGACAAAUUACAACGUCACCACUGGCAAGCUGAUACAAAGCCUUGACCAGUCCAAUGCAUCAGUGUGUGGGGACACAAGAGCUCUAAAGAGACACGGCGCAACUCCUAAAGAAGUCCAGGUCCAGAAAGAUGGUCCAGUCAUGUUGCCAUGUCCUGUUCAAUCCUACCACGCCAACUACAGUUGGGAAAAGGACAACUGCAUUAAGCUCUACCCCUGCACCAUCUUUGGUUCGUCUUGUGUUCUUGGCAGCACUCCCGAAUUGCCCUUGAAGGAGGGUGUGUUCCGCUGCAUGGCUGUGGAAGGUGGCCUAAAACAGGAAGUGGUGUCUUACAGGCUGGUAUUCAAUGCCGGGCCCCUUACAUAUUCAUCCGCCUCCACGCUGGCUCUGUCUUUCCUGCUGGCCGUGGCUGGCUUUUGCCUCUAGUAGGUCUGCUAACACACCUCAGGCUCUGUAUGAUGGGAGCGUGUUUCAGUUUUAAGGUUAGGUUCACAGCGCAUGAGUGCAUAUCAGAUCGUUUCAUAGCUCAUGGGAAGAAGAUGGUCUUUAUGCCACCUGUAUUAUGUUUUUUUUUGUGAGUGAAGAAUUUGAAAUACCUGAAAAUGACAUAAAAUUGCAAGAAAAUUAAGCUGAAGGUAACACCUUGCUUUCUACACAGAUUACUCAUACAAUGUCAAGUCAAGUCAAAUUUAUUUGAAUAGCGCUUUUUACAAUGUACAUUGUCUCAAAGCAACUUUACAGAAUCCAGGGCCAACAGACAAAAAACCCCUAUUGAGCAAGCCGAGGGCGACAGUGGCAAUGAAAAACUCCCUCAAAAUUACAGGAAGAAACCUUGAGAGGAACCAGACUCAGUAGGGACCUCCAUCCUCUUUGGGUGGCCUGGAGGACAACAAUGUUGUCUGAUCCAUGUCAAAAUGAUUACUAAAAAUUAGUAAAAAAAAAAGCACCAUCAGCAUUAUUCCUCAGCCCUGUGCAGGCGCCAUCAGUCAGCCAGCAGGGGCCGCAGUUGCACCGGUUAUGAGGACCUAUGAUCCGACUUUUUACCCCUAACCCUGAACAACAGCCAAUUGUUGUUCAUGCAGCCGCCCAGCCCGGUCAGAAAGGCAGAGCUGAGAUUUGAUACGAUGUAUUCGAAACCCCAACUCUGGUGCGCUAGCGUACUUUACCGCUGCGCCAGUGGCCAAUUGUACUGUUUUUGAACAUUAUUAAACACAUUAAUUAAUCAAUUAGCAUCCAGGCUGAAAAUGAAAUGUAAAUUAUUUAAUAAAAAAGGAUUAAACCUCAUUUGUCAGCUUGUAUAGGGCAGAUUGUAGC
Messenger RNA from Trichomycterus rosablanca, 2781 nucleotides. RefSeq lists its product as uncharacterized. The coding region runs from base 1 to 1893 and encodes 630 amino acids. Gene Ontology annotation, biological process: negative regulation of axon extension involved in axon guidance; axon guidance; positive regulation of cell migration. The record is from RefSeq and is a predicted model, not a curated record. Lineage: Eukaryota; Metazoa; Chordata; Actinopteri; Siluriformes; Trichomycteridae. The transcript is spliced from 14 exons. Gene Ontology annotation, cellular component: plasma membrane. Gene Ontology annotation, molecular function: chemorepellent activity; semaphorin receptor binding.